GAAAGAAAGGAUGAAGCACAUUUUCAAACUUGCUGAUCUGUUCUGAUAUUCCAAUGUAGUUACCAUUGUCAAGUCUACCAAAAAUUUCACUUGUGCCUCAGAAAGCCAGUCCAUGUUCAGCCAAAAACAUCACGAGUGCCACCGCUCUUUCCAAAACUUCAGCCCAGUCUGUAGAGACCUCAUGAUUCUAAACGUUUUUCAAAUCUGUCAAUCUGCCCCAUCAGAUGCACCUCAGUCUAACACAUGAUAGCCGUUUUGUGACGCCGUUUCGUGUUCAGCUUUGACCAAUGAGAAGUAUCGAUAUCCGUGCGUGAUGACCUGGCAGACUGAACCACACUCUGAGACCAGACAGACGCUCAGGUCGGCUGUCUGUCUGCUUCUCUUCGUUACUGACAAACCUCAUUUAUUCCCCUGAUAAUGUGGAUGUUGCAGUGUGUGCGCACAGGGACACGGUCCUCACACCUUGUGACUCGCUUAACUCUUUAUCUGCUGAUGAUGGUGGAAACAGAGUUAAAGGCAUUUUAUUAAUCAUUUAUGAUCACUUACAUCGAGUUCUUAUUAUCAGAUAAUUCCGCUGUUUUACUAAACAUGGCCUGAUCUCCGGGCUCUGCGGCCUGCACCGAUCUGAGGUCAGGUAUGUGUCCCAUAUAAAUCCUGUCAGGCUGUGAGUCUGCGCUUCGAACCGACCUCAGAUCUGCUCCCCAGUGCGUCAGAAAGCCCGCACACUCACUCUGGCUUUCUCCUCCGGGGUCGCUGAGCCGCCAUAUUUGUACCAGAUUUAACAUAAAAAGAACAGUUUUUAAACCCGUUCCCGGCAGGUGAACGCCCAUCAGAGUCUGAUUUAAUUCAGGAGACGUAAAGUUGCGAGAUUCUACGUGAAAAGAAGAUGUCGUUGGUGGACCUGGGCAAACGGCUGCUGGAGGCGGCGCGGAAAGGCCAGGACGAUGAGGUCAGAAACUUGAUGGCCAACGGAGCUCCGUUCACCACCGACUGGCUGGGGACAUCCCCCCUCCACCUGGCUGCUCAGCACGGUCAUUAUUCCACCGCUGACGUUCUGCUGAGGGCUGGCGUCAGCAGAGAUGCCCGCACCAAAGUGGACAGGACCCCGCUGCAUAUGGCCGCUGCUGAGGGGCACACCGUGAUUGUCGAGCUGCUGGUCCGGAGCGGUGCUGACAUCAAUGCCAAAGACAUGCUGAAGAUGACAGCUCUGCACUGGGCAGCACAGCACGGACACCACGGCGUGGCCGAGACCCUCAUCAAACACGGCGCCGACGUGCAUGCGCUCAGUAAGUUCGACAAGACGCCGUUCGACAUCGCUGUCGACAUCCAGAACACCGAGCUGAUGCUGCUUCUGCAGGAGGGCAUGCAGAACCAGGUGAACAUGAACCAGGUGAGCAUGAAUGUGGAGACCAGUGCCACCACCAACCAGCCGCAGUUCAUCAUCCAGGGAAUACCCGCCAUACAGGGGGGCGUGGUCAACCUGGCCGAGCUGCUCAACAAGGCCAACGCGGGAGAUUCAGAGGAGGCGAUGGCAGCCAGUGCUCUGGACUCCAAUAUCCAGCACGCUGCUGUGGUCAACGAGGGGGGUCAGCGAGUCAUCACCAUAGUAACGGACCAGCACGGCAACCUGCAGACCACGGGAGCGAUGUCACAGCCGUUCUUUGUGACCAUGCAGCACGGACAGCAGAUGCUGGCGGUGCCGGCCAACACAGUGACGGAGGAGGUGGUGACAGAGGAGCCUCAGCCUCCGCCCUCCAGGAAGAGGAAGCUGGAAGUGACCAACAACCACAACGACACAGGAGAGACGGAGCUGUUGCAGAGGCAGCUGCAGGAGGCCAACAGGAAGGCGCAGGAGUACCGGCAGCAGCUGCUGCGUAAGGAGCAGGAGGCAGAGGAGUAUCGCAUCAAGUUGGAGGCCAUGGCCCAGAGUCAGGCCAACAGCACCAACACCACCACCGUCAGCACCGCCGCCAACACUGCAGCCAGCCCUGAGGAGGUGGUAGGAGGGGAGGACGAGGAGGAGGGGGCCGGCAGCAUGGUGGAGGAGGAGGGAGAGAUGGUUGUGCUGCAGGAGGGAGGCAUUAUCAUGGAGGGGGAGGAGGGCCAGGUGACGCUGGUGGAGACAGGGGGAGAGACGGCGGAGGUCAGCUCCUAACAGAGAGGGAGGGGGAACAGGGUGACGCACUGACAAAAAGACAUAACAGGAGAGUGUUGGUUUGACUCACAAGUUUGCAUCCCAUUUAACAGAGUGUGAAGGAGGAGAAGAAACAGGACCAUUUCAAGUGUGUACCGUUUUGAACCCCCCCCCCCCAAAAAAAAAUUUAAUGCAGUUGAAAAGACACAAAAUGGCUUCCCCUACCAUGGGAAGAAAUAUGACUGUGGGUUUCAGUUGUGCAGAUUUUUAAUCCCUGAAAGAUGACUAGUGGAGGCCUAAACAAACAUAAUGGAGUAUACUCAUGCACCAUUUUGAAUCCCACUUUGACAGUACAUGACAGUAGAAAAGCAAAAGAAUUUCCCCAAAAAGUAAAAAGAGUACGAAGAGAGAGACAGAUUAAUGGAAGCCUUAACAAAAAUGAUAGCAUUUAAGUGUGCACCAUUUGGAAUCCCUGAAUGAUUUAAUAUCAACAUCUCAAAGGAGAAGCAAAAUGGCUUCCUCAAGAAAAAAAAUGGUAUGGAAGAGAAAGACAGGACUUAAAAGAUGUUGUAGUGGACCUUAGUUGGGCGCCAUUUUGAUGAGUCAAUAACAACACUUCAAAGAGGGACACAAAGUGGCUUUUCCAAAAAGGCAAAUAGUUGGAAGAUAAUAGACUGAAAAUAGAAUUAACAUAUGCAUUUAAUUCUGCACCAUUUUGAAUCCUUGAAAGAUGCAAUAUUUUGGGAGAGAAGAAGUAAAAUGUUGUGCCCCAAAAUGGGCUGAAAAACAACUAAACAGCAAUGGCAGUGCAUAUUAGUUUUGUACCAUUUUGAGUUCUCAGUUCUUUAACUGAAUAACCUAUAUAAGUGGGAUGCAAAAUGGCUGCCACAGACAGAAUAGACACUGGAUGAAAGGAAGGAAAAAGAUAAAUGAACUCAGGAGGGAGGUGGAUCCUUUGCUCAAAGGCACAUUAACUUUUUUGGAUUUUGUUUGAACCUCAAUCAGUGAUCCCAAACCAAAGCAAACAAAGACAUGAGGCUUGGGAUGUUAGUUCUCCCAGUAUACAGCCCUGUCUGUUUCCUUAACAUCACUUUAAAGCAUCAUUUUGCUUCUGUAUUGGAACAGUUAUAGGAUCCCCAAAACAAAGAGCAGCUGGUUUGUGUAAACUAAGGAGUAUUCGUACAGCAGAGGAAUUUUAGUUUUUACCCCUUGACGCUUGGACACAGAUUGUUAUCCCCACUAUAGCCAUUAAUGUUUUUAUUUUUGUUGUGUUCAGUUUCACAGUGUAAAUUGUUGUUUACCUGUUGUCUAAAUUGGGAUCACUUUGCCCUUUCAGAAAACCCACUAGAAGAGUUCUUGCUCUGCCUUGCACCAUUUUGCUUCCCCAAAAGAGGACAUACAAUAAGGCCCAACUGAGAACUGAAAACAAAAAAAAUAUCAUUUUUUCUUUUGGGACACUACAGUAACUCUGAACUGUUUUUCUGUUUUGUUUUGUUUUUUGUUGUUGCUUUUUGAUUUAUACGUUUCUUGUUUCUGGACGUAACCUUUCAGAGGCAACAUCAUGUCAAAGAUCAGAACAAUUUCAUAUGAGCUCUAUAAAGACCAUUUGGAGCGCAAAACAAGGUUGUUUCCCAGAA
Molecule: messenger RNA, 3771 nt
Organism: Monopterus albus (swamp eel)
Lineage: Eukaryota; Metazoa; Chordata; Actinopteri; Synbranchiformes; Synbranchidae
Gene: gabpb2a
Product: GA binding protein transcription factor subunit beta 2a
Exons: 8
Coding region: 887-2155 (422 amino acids)
Biological process (GO): positive regulation of transcription by RNA polymerase II
Cellular component (GO): nucleus
Molecular function (GO): protein binding; transcription cis-regulatory region binding
Source: RefSeq, a predicted model, not a curated record